UGAACUUUAUACAUACCUGUCUGAAUCAGCGGAUACACAAAAUAUGCAUGUCGUUUGGUCCAUUUGACCAGUGAAAAAUAAGACAAUGAAAAUGUUUCUAUUUGUAAUAGUUCUUACUUUCUCGACUUUCGGCACGGUAUGUGGCGUAUCAACAACCGAAUACAAAAAUCUUCAGAAAACUUUGAUGACGAAUUAUUCGAACAAAGUUCGGCCAGUUCAAGACCAGGACGAUACUGUGUAUGUGAUGACAUCCUUCAUUCUGGCCGACCUUAACGAUGUGGACGCUGUGCAACAACGAUUAGUGACAACUGCCUACCUCAGAAUCGUCUGGAUUGACGAGUUUCUACAAUGGGACAAAUACACUACCGGUGUAGAGAGGCUUUAUUUCAAACAGAAAGACAUUUGGAUUCCGGAUAUUGUUCUCAAAAAUGGCGUUAACAAGUUCGAAGAAUUGGGAGGAGAAUUUUACUACUUAGCAGUUUCACCUAAUGGGGAAGUUGAAUGGCUGCCGUAUCUGGUCUUUGAAAGUAAAUGUGAUAUUGACAUAACAUAUUUCCCAUUUGAUACUCAGGUCUGUGACAUCACCUUUAUCAGCUGGAGUUUUACUAAACUUGAAGUAAAUAUGACGUUGUUUGAGGACAGUCCUUCUGUCGACUUCUAUGAUUUUGUCGAAAACUCAGUCUGGGGCAUCAAAUCCACCGGGGCUCGAAGGUCGCAGUCAGAUUUUGCAGACUCGACCGUCACAUUUACUCUCCACCUUCAUCGGAAGCCUCUGUAUUACGUCAUGAACUUGAUAUUGCCAGUGGUUCUCCUGGGCGUCAUCAGUCUCCUUGUUUUCGUGAUUCCCGCUGACGCCGGAGAAAAAAUGUCCUUCGCAGUCACAGUCUUCCUGUCUUUUGCUGUAUUUUUGUCCAUUAUCAGUAUGCAACUUCCGGUGAAUUCAGAGAAAACAUCGUUGCUAGGAGUUUACCUGGUCUUUCAAAUGUCCAUUGCUGUUGCCACCAUUAUCGUAUCGGCGUUCCAACUCCGACUACACCAUCGGUGUGAGGAACGAAAAGUUGGCACGUUCUACAGGGGAAUUGUCAGAAUAGAGAGAUGUCUGCGAUGUGUAAAAUUUUGUUCAGACAAAAAUUCAAAGAAAAAAUACGACUGGAGAAAUGAUUCUUGUGAACCAAAGGUUGACUACGAUGACGUAGGUUGGAAAGAUGUGUCGUCUGCUAUUGACUUCGUCUGUUUUUGGACAAUGCUUUUCUUUGGAAUAAUUGUAACGACAGUCCUCGUUGUGUAUAUGAAUAACGGAAUUUCAUAGGAAAAAUAUUCAAAAAACGGUGUAAUUAAAUCAUUUGUUUACAAGUUUUUUUUUUCUUAUCUAAAUACAAUGUUUCAUACAGAUGAUAUGAUGAUGAAUUUUCUACUUACAAGACGUCUAGAUCGCUACACAGCUUUCUACUUAUACUAGUAACCAUCUUGAUUAACACAAGGUUGGGUUGAUCUGGCAAUGUAAUAGUGUUUUUCAAUCUCUGAACAAACCAGGGUUCAAUAAAUUUAAACUAUUUAUGUGAAUAUAAUCGGUAAUCAUGACAGUAAGUUUGUUAUUUAAAUGUUUCAAAAUACAACUAGCAAUUGCGAGUAGGAAAACUUAACUUCUGAGUUUAAAGGUUAUUUUGUUGAAUACUAACCAACCACGACUUUAUUAAUACUCACAGUAGUAAGUGCGUGAUUUAAUUUUAAGCAAUGUAACUUGUUUCAGUGUGGAAAUUUCGUAUCUGUUUUUAUUUUAAGAAAUUAAAGAAGAAUAUAUUCCGGUAUUUAUCAAAUCUAUUUUUCUACUAAACGCAUAUUUUAAACCUAAAAUUUCUUCUGCUUUUAAUUUAUUAUUAAUCUCCAUGUGGAAAAAAGUAUGGAAGUUCUAAUCAUUACAAAUAUGGAGAAUCAAAACUGACAAGUAAAUUGCUUCAUGUGAUUAAUUUAUUAAUGAAAUAGUGAUGUUUAUAUUUUUAUGAUAAUAGAAUCAUAAUUACAAUAUUGUUUUAUUAUAAUAUAUACACCGAUAAAACAAACUGUUAUUGUGCAUUUGAAAAGUAUUUUUACCAAUGUUAUUCAUAAUAAACGAACA
Molecule: messenger RNA, 2116 nt
Organism: Magallana angulata
Lineage: Eukaryota; Metazoa; Mollusca; Bivalvia; Ostreida; Ostreidae
Product: neuronal acetylcholine receptor subunit alpha-6-like
Exons: 2
Coding region: 86-1309 (407 amino acids)
Biological process (GO): monoatomic ion transmembrane transport; nervous system process; signal transduction
Cellular component (GO): neuron projection; synapse; membrane
Molecular function (GO): transmembrane signaling receptor activity; extracellular ligand-gated monoatomic ion channel activity; neurotransmitter receptor activity
Source: RefSeq, a predicted model, not a curated record